AUGGAGAGCCUUAAGAAAUUUUAUAAGGAAUGUCAGGAAACCAAGACUCGGGAGGAGAUGACACAUUACUACGACUCUUGGAGUAUGUUGUAUGAGAAGGAACUUAACCUGGCGGAUUAUCGCGGUCCAUUUAUGGUUGCCAACGCCUUGGCUGCAUUAUACCCCGAGGAUCGAGAGAACGUUCACGUCCUUGAUGUUGCAGCUGGCACAGGUUUUGUUGGUGAACAGCUAGCCAAACAAGGAUUUGUCCAGAUAGACGCUUUAGAUCCUUCUGAAGGAAUGUUAGCUCAAGCAAAAGAAAAGGGCAUUUAUCAAACGCUAAUAUGUGAGUAUCUUGAUGGAAACCAACUUGAUAUUGCAGCAGGUUCCUAUGAUGUCAUCACUAUAUCUGGAGCUUGUAACAACGGGCACCUGACAUGUGAAUGCCUACUUGAAGUCGUCCGACUUGUUAAACAAGGCGGCUUCUUUGUGUUGUGCACGCGUCCUUGUCUUCUAAACAGAAAUGAAAGCAAACAGCAUUUCGAAACAUGGAUGGACGAUAUUGAGAAAGAAGGAAAAUGGAAAAUGGUCCGUAAGGAUAUUCUACCUAAAUAUUUAAAAGAUGAAGACGGCAUUAUCUUUGUAUAUCAAAUGAUGUAA
Pecten maximus is the source of this 639-nucleotide messenger RNA. RefSeq names its product methyltransferase-like protein 27. The record is from RefSeq and is a predicted model, not a curated record. NCBI's taxonomy places the organism in Eukaryota, Metazoa, Mollusca, Bivalvia, Pectinida, Pectinidae. Bases 1 to 639 code for a protein of 212 amino acids. The transcript has 5 exons.